AUGAAGGUGCUUUAUUAUUUCGAUGACCAAAUAGGGAAUUUUAUAUAUGGUCUUGGGCACCCAAUGAAGCCGCAUAGGGUAAAAAUGUGCCAUUCUUUGCUUCAGAAUUAUGGGAUGCUUGAUCAGUUAGAAGUAAUUGAUGGCACUGCAGUUCCUGUUACAAUUGAAGAAGAUUUGUCCUAUUUUCACACUGAAGAUUAUAUUGAUUUUCUUAAAACAGUCACCCCUGACAAUCUUAAUGACUAUUUAGACCUUUUUAUUGGCUUUAACAUGGGUGAAGACUGCCCUAUUUUUGAAGGUUUAUGGGAUUUCUGCAAGCUUACAACCUCAGGUAGCAUAAUCGGCGCCAACGCUAUCAAUGAAGGAAGAAAUCACAUUGCAGUUAAUUGGUCAGGUGGUUUCCACCAUGCAAAGCAGCAGGAAGCAAGCGGGUUUUGUUAUAUAAAUGACUGUGUAUUAAGUUCUUUAGAGCUGUUGAAAAAUCAUUAUAGAGUGCUUUAUAUUGAUAUUGACAUUCAUAAUAAUAAUAAUAAUAAAAUGGCUCAGUGCGGAAUUAGUUCUCUCCGAGAACUAUUCCUUCUUUCGCUUUUAUUAUUAUAGGGUUUAGUUUUCCACGUGGACCUUUAUCCGCAACACCAAUAUGGAAUACCACAUAGGGUAUUUCUUUGGUCCAGGGUAUUAGGAACAUGUGGUUUUUCUGCUUGACACACCCGAGGAGGGUGACCCUUAGCGGAACACGCGCAGGAAUCAAGUUCGGGGAGGCAACGCGGCCAGUGCGGACCUUCUGGCCUGACGAGUGAAGUCUUCUGGAAUGCCAACAUAUAGGGAGGAUCGCUGCUGACGUCACUAGUUGGGAGUUAAAAGGAUGGGCUUAUGCAUGCCUAAAUCAUUCUGCGGAAGAGGUAAGACACUUUAAACACCUAAGUAAAUAAGUAAGUAAGAUAUUGACAUUCAUCAUGGUGAUGGCGUUGAGGAAGCUUUUUAUACCACAAAUAGAGUCAUGACGUGUUCUUUCCAUAAGUUUGGGAACUAUUUUCCUGAUACUGGGAAUUUUAAUGACACUGGGCAUGGGAUUGGAGAUGGGUAUAGUGUAAAUGUCCCACUGAGUGAAGGGAUGGAUGAUGAUAGCUAUAUAAUGAUAUUCAAGCCUGUCAUUGCAACAAUUAUGGAAACUUAUGACCCUGAAGUCAUUAUUUUGCAGUCUGGAGCUGAUAGCUUGUCAGGGGAUAGGCUUGGCUGCUUUAAUUUGUCAAUUAAAGGGCAUGGUGCUUGUGUCGAGUAUGUAAAAAGUUUUGGAAAGCCAGUUUUACUGAUAGGUGGAGGAGGAUACACACUAAGAAAUGUGUCAAGAUGCUGGGCAUAUGAAACUGGAAUUGUAUGUGGGCGUGAGCUGGAUUUUAAGCUGCCAGACUGGGAUGAGUACUUAGGAUACUACGGGCCUGAUUUCUCUUUAAUUCCUUCAAUUAGCAAUAUGGAAAACCAAAAUUCAAAAGAAUAUCUUCGACACUCAGCAGAAAGAGUUGUAACGAUGCUUAAAGAAAAAGUGAGUGCGGUGUCCCCGACAAUUUCAAAUUAUACAGAAACUCCAUUUUAUAAUAUAGUGAAUUCUAUUAGAUGGCGCGCAAUGCGCCAUCACUGGGCCAUGUCGGGAGAGGGUUCUCCACGAGAAAUGGUUCCACGUGUGGAACCAUCUUUUUGACUCGUGGAAAAAGAGGGUUCCACACGUGGAACCAUUCCUCGUGGAGAACCCUCUCCCGACAUGGCCCGGUGAUGGCGCAUUGCGCGCCAUCUAUAGGAAGGCGCUAUACCCCGAACCCCCGAUACUCAAAUGACAGUCUCCAAAAGAAAAAAGAUUUAGAUAUGGAAAGAGAAGAUUAA
Blepharisma stoltei is the source of this 1878-nucleotide messenger RNA. NCBI's taxonomy places the organism in Eukaryota, Ciliophora, Heterotrichea, Heterotrichida, Blepharismidae. The record is from the annotation of a GenBank genome assembly.